UGGGUCACGUACGAGGUGCUGUCGGAGCGGGCGGAGGUGGGAGGAGCGGCCCGGGGAGGGCGGACCUCCAGUAUCCCGGCGAGCUGAGCGGGCGCGGGUUGGAUCCAGACUGCCUGUGAAGUUUGGGAGCUGCGGCAUUUGUUGAUCUCUGGUUUGGAAAUGUCCGAGUUAAUUCAAAGCGAUGUUUUCCUCGCCUACUCCACGUACGCCUGUAUCGUGCUAGUGAAGAUGAUGCUAAUGUCACCCCUGACCGCUUAUUUCAGGGUGACUCGUGGGGCCUUUGCCAACCCUGAAGAUGCGCGACAUCAUGGCGGCGAUGAAGAAGCCAGGAAAAAGCUGCUGAAGACUGAUCCGGAUGUGGAGCGUGUGAGAAGAUGUCACCGGAAUGACCUGGAGAAUAUUGUUCCAUUUAUUGGCAUCGGACUCCUGUACACGCUGACAGAGCCAGACCUGACCACUGCUCUACUGCACUUCAGAAUCUUUGUUGGUUCCAGGAUCUUCCACAGUAUUGCUUACGUGCUUCCUCUCCCCCAGCCCUCACGAGGUUUGAGCUGGAUGCUGGGUUUCGGAGUUACCUUUUCAAUGGCUUACAGAGUGCUGAAGGCAGGGUUGUACCUUUGAAUGAAAACAACAAUUGUUCACAAGGCAUUCUUUAGCUUUACUUUAUUUCCCACAUUCCAUUCUUCAGUUCUUAUCCUCAGUAAUAGUGCUUAAUAACCGCAGCGCAAGUACAAAACCCGGGUUUGAUUUGUUCGGAGGUUGUAAGGAAGACAAAACAAGUUGCAGGAUAGCUUCGCUUUUGUGGGUGUGAGCUGAGCAAAUGGCUGUUCCCUCGCCAACUGGAAAAACCUGUUUGGGAAGCUGUUUUUACACAUAAUUAUUCAGCAGUGUGUAUUGGCCAGCAUUCACAGUUGAUGUUAUAUCUGUUCUUCCACAACCUAUCACAGAUUAAUAAAUGCAUUUGGAAAUUGGACAGUUUCUUGUAAUGAACUGACCCAUAGAUAAUAAGCUGGCAAAACCCAAGUUAAAUAUAAAAGUGCAGCUGAACCAGCAGCAUUUAAUCAUGGUUCUAAUUGAACACACAAGGGAUUUAUUCACAUGUGUUAGGGUUGAGAUAUGUUCAUUUUAGGCUGGUGACGUGCUUGUUUGAAACUUUUUUGUUCCUUUUGCAAUCUGAGUACUUUGAAAGGUUUAUCAGCUUUUCAAACUAUUGCUCAAUAUUUUAGUUGGGUCAGGCACUGCUCAAAACCAUGGGUAUGUUGCUAGCACUGAGAGAGACCUUCAGGAAAUUAGGCUGGUCAUAAACCAGGUAAAGACCCAACGAAUGGAGAAUGGGAAUGGCACAUACAAGGAUGGGUGAAAUGCAGCUUGAUCUGAAACAAGAUUGGCAUUGCUUCAAUUUUGUUUUAUAGAUUUGAUGUGUUAGCUUUUUAUCUCAGCAAGCUGCGACUAUAUUAUUUCUUGGGAUUGUGUAAGUGUGAACAUUCUGGUUUAGUGAGUCCAAAAUGCACAUAUAAUGCCUAAAAAUGUAUGGAUUUCAGAUUCAAUUGGGUUAAACCUGCAGAGCAAUAAAAUUGGAGUUAGAUGGACCAUUAUGAUGCAAGUCUUCAGCUACUGUAGCAAGCUUUUUAAAUCACAGUUGCCGUGUUCUUAAGAUACAGACCUUAUUUCUGUUUUUGGACUGAAUCUUGGUGCAUCUCUAUAACUUAAACAUUUGCUCAGAAACUCUGUACUUGCAGCACCACAGCUAAGUGAUGGAAAAAGUGUUCAGACCAGAGCAGUAAGAAUGAUCAUUGCCGUAGUUGUCCUCAGAUAUAUUUUUUAAAAUCAUUCCAAACCUGCUGGAAGUACUAACAUUACAUUGUUUGACAGAGAGAUCUGGUAAAGUUGAAGUAUUCUGUAGAUAGCACAAGAUCACCAUCACAGCUUCUUGUGAUGAUGGGGUUUAGCCCAAAGUUGACACAGGCUCUUCAUACGCCUAAUCUCUGUUGUUCCAUUGUAGGUAAGUAAAAACUGUCUACGAUCCAGGUGCAAAUGUAUUGUCUUAAAGGUUCCUAAAGUUUGCGUUAUUACGUACCAUUUCCUAAAUUUACCAGCUACUGUCUAUCUCUAGCAACUUAUUUUUUUUUUAACACAGUUAUCGUUAAUGAAUUGUCGUCGCUUGGUGCUUCCUCUGACAUAAUCACCGCCCCAUGCUGAGUACGCAUAUUAACACAUCUAGUAUUUUGCUAUGUGUCAUUUAUGCUGAUAUAGUUAAAGAAUCUUGCUAAAAAUGCUUAUUUUUGUUAAAAAGAAGGAAAAUUGUUGUAAUUCUUUCCAGUCACCUUUUCAUUGUAUUUUCUGUCAAUAAAUACCUGAAGUAAA
Molecule: messenger RNA, 2364 nt
Organism: Mobula hypostoma (lesser devil ray)
Lineage: Eukaryota; Metazoa; Chordata; Chondrichthyes; Myliobatiformes; Myliobatidae
Product: microsomal glutathione S-transferase 1-like
Exons: 4
Coding region: 160-621 (153 amino acids)
Cellular component (GO): membrane; mitochondrion
Molecular function (GO): glutathione transferase activity
Source: RefSeq, a predicted model, not a curated record